UAAUUUAAAAUUUUGUUCACACGAAACUGCUAUUACAGUACGGUUAUUUAUUCUGCGCGUGUGUUCAUAUUUUUCAGUUUUCUUGCAAAUGCUGAAACUUCACGCGCGUUAAGAUGAAGUUGGUGUUAAUUGCCAUCUUCUCCAUAAUUCUUCUUGUUGAUUGUGCGCCACAACAAGGCUACAAUGAAAAUGAAAAAGACUUGUACCCUGAGAGUAAUCAAUACUAUGGGUCCAUCGAAGACAGCGAAGAAUAUGAUAAAGGAGAAACCAUAGAUUACAAUAAAGAUAAUAAUGAUAGCGGUAACCGACGCGACAGAAACCAAAAUAGAGACUAUGGCCGCGAUUACCAAAGAGGUGAUAGAAACAGAAACAAUGACAGAAACGGCUAUGAAUAUAGAAACCAAAAUGAUGAUCUGAAUAAUUAUGGAAAUGGAAGGAACAACAGAGGAAGGGACCGCAAUCAAAAUAGAGGAUAUGGUUAUGAAAAUAAUGAAAACGAUCGAAACCACCAUCGGAAUAACAAUGAUAGGGAGAAUUAUGAUAGCGGAGAAUUCAAUUAUGGUCAACAAGGAUAUGAAAGGAAUAAUCAAGACAGAAAUUACGACAGAGAAUAUCAGUAUGAAAGAAAUCGAGGAAAUAAUGAUAGAAAUAGGGAAAAUAACAAUAAUGAUGAUGGCUACCGUCGCAGAUACAAUUACGGUGAUGAAAAUAAUGGAAGAAAUCGUAACCAGGAUAGGAAUCGAAAUAAUAAUAAUGAAAGGGAUAAUAAUUAUAAUUAUGGCGACAACGAACGUGACCAAUAUCGAAAUCGAAACAAUCAGAAUGGAGAAAAUAAUAGAAAUAGAAACAAUAACCGCAGAGGACAAUACGAAAAUAAAGGUAUAGAAAUCGAAAAAAGUAUAGAUAUUGAAACAGUUAUAUCGAAACAAAAAGGUCAAAAAGAUGGACAGAAUCAAUACAAUCAAGGUCAAGAUAAGAAUAAUUUUUUAGGAGGCGGUGGGAUCCUAAACUUUAUAAGUGAUAUAGGUCAAGAAAUUAAGGGCCAACUGAUAGGAAGUGGUGUUGGUGAAAAUGGAGGCCAAAGGAAAGGUAUUAGAUUAGAAGAGGAAAAAGAAAUCGACAUAUCACUUAAUAAAGGAAACAGUGGUCAAAAAAGUGCGGGAAUUAAGAUUGAUGAUCAAAUAAGUAUAAGUAAGGAGCAGAAAAAUUACCAGGGUAACUCAAACAAUGAAAAUCAGGAUAAACAGAACCAAGGAUAUGGCUAUCAACAAGUCGACAGUGGAAAGGAAAAAAGUUUCAAUAUUGAAAAAGACUUAAACAUAUUCGGACAAAUCGCUGGUAUAGAAAAGGGUAUACGGUUUCAGGAAAAAGAUGAAAUCGAUCAAUUUUCUAAUACUGGAGGCCAAGGACAAGGCUACUACAACAAUGGAAAUGAAGAAUAUUGGAAUCGGCAAAGAGAUAACCAAAGAAAUAAUGGUAACUACGGGGUUCAAGGGAGGAACCGUGAUUAUCAAGAUCAAAGUGAAGAAAAUGGGCAAGUAAGUCAAAAUAAAGGUAUCCGUUUCGAGAAGGAGAAAGAAAUCGAUGUAUUCUCGAAUUUCGGAGGCCUAGGAAAAGGUAUAAGAUUUGAGAAAGAAAAAGAAAUAGAUGUUUUUUCAUCAAGGGGACGGAAUAAUAAUAAUCAAAAUCAAGGUACCAAUAACAAUGGUAAUCAAGGACAAGGAUACAGAGAUUACCAAAAUGAUAACAAUGGCGGCCGACAAAAUGGAGGUAACCAGGGAGGUCUAGGCAAAGGUAUAAGAUUUGAGGAAGAAAAAGAAAUAGACGUCUUUUCAUCAAGGGGUCGGAAUAAUAAUAAUCAAAAUCAAGGUAGCAAUAACAACGGUAAUCAAGGACAAGGAUACAGAGAUUACCAAAAUGAUAACAAUGGCGGCCGACAAAAUGGGGGUAACCAGGGAGAGCAAGGCAAAGGUUUAAGAUUUGAGGUAGAUAAAGAACUGGAUGUACUUGGUCUAGGCAAAGGUAUAAGAUUUGAGGAAGAAAAAGAAAUAGACGUCUUUUCAUCAAAAGGCGAAGGUAGAGAUAACUUAAAUAAUGGUAAUAACAACAAUAGAAAUCAAGAAAAUGGUAGACAACAGGGAAGAGGUAAUCAGGGACAAGGAUACAGAGAUUACCAAAACGACAGCAAUGGAGGCCAACAGAAUGGUGGUAACCAGGGAGGGCAAGAGAGAGGUUUUAGAUUUGAAGUAGAUAAAGAAAUUGAUAUCUUUUCAUCGAGAGGUCAGUCUGGUAAUGGUCAAAAUCGAGGGUCUAAUAACAAUAGAAAUCAAGACGAUAGGAGACAGCAGGGGAGAGGGAAUCAAGGACAGGGAUACAGGGAUUAUCAAAAUGAUAACAAUGUAGGUAACCGAGGCCAACAAGAUGAAAGAAACAACGAAAAAGGCUUGAAAAUAGAAAAUGAAAUUGACCUUUUUGGACAGGUCAACGGUAAAGAGAGAGGAAUUCGGUUUGGAGAAGAAAAAGAACUUGGUAUAUUUUCUAAUUCUGGAGGUCUAGGCAAAGGUAUAAGAUUUGAGGAAGAAAAAGAAAUAGACGUCUUUUCAUCAAGGGGUCGGAAUAAUAAUAAUCAAAAUCAAGGUAACAAUAACAACGGUAAUCAAGGACAAGGAUACAGAGAUUACCAAAAUGAUAACAAUAGCGGCCGACAAAUUGGAGGUAACAUGGGAGGGCAAGCCAAAGGUUUAAGAUUUGAGGUAGAUAAAGAACUUGAUGUACUUGGUCUAGGCAAAGGUAUAAGAUUUGAGGAAGAAAAAGAAAUAGAUGUCUUUUCAUCAAAAGGCCAAGAUAGAGAUAGCCAAAAUAAUGGCAAUAACAACAAUAGAAAUCAAGAAAAUGGAAGACAACAGGGAAGAGGUAAUCAGGGACAAGGAUACAGAGAUUACCAAAACGACAGCAAUGGAGGCCAACAGAAUGGUGGUAACCAGGGAGGGCAAGAGAGAGGUUUUAGAUUUGAAGUAGAUAAAGAAAUUGAUAUCUUUUCAUCGAGAGGUCAGUCUGGUAAUGGUCAAAACCGAGGGUCUAACAACAAUAGAAAUCAAGACGAUAGGAGACAGCAGGGGAGAGGGAAUCAAGGACAGGGAUACAGAGAUUAUCAAAAUGAUAACAAUGGAGGUAACCGAGGCCAACAAGGUGAAAGGAACAACGAAAAAGCCUUGAAAAUAGAAAAAGAAAUUGACAUUUUUGGACAGGUCAACGGUAAAGAGAAAGGAAUCCGUUUUGGAGAAGAAAAAGAACUUGGUAUAUUUUCUAAUUCUGGAGGUCUAGGCAAGGGUAUAAGAUUUGAGGAAGAAAAAGAAAUAGACGUCUUUUCAUCAAAAGGCCAAGGUAGAGAUAACCAAAAUAAUGGUAAUAACAACAAUAGAAAUCAAGAAAAUGGUAGACAACAGGGAAGAGGUAAUCAGGGACAAGGAUACAGAGAUUAUCAAAAUGAUAACAAUGGAGGUAACCAGGGAGGACAAGGCAAAGGCAUAAGAAUCGAGAAUGAAAAAGAAAUAGAUAUCUUUAGUUCUAAAAACCAAGGUAGCAAAGGUAAAAAUAUCGGUGGAAUAACUAUUAUUGACGACUUUAGCAUAACCAAAGAACUUGGGCGCCAAGGUAAUCAGGGAAGUAAUACUGGUAGAGACUAUGGUAACAAUGAUAACCGAAGGGAACAGGGUAAUCAAAAUCAACAAGGGCGAGGGAAUCAGGGUCGAGGCAAUCAGGGAUAUGGAGGACCACAAGGUGGAAAUGGCAAUCAAAAUAGUCAAAAUGGUCAGGGUAAUGGUAUAAACAAGGGUAUUCGUUUCCAAGAAGAAAAAGAAAUAGAUAUCUUUUCCUCACGAGGUCAAGGAGGCAAGGGACAAAAAAACAGUGGUAUCAGGAUCUCAGAAGAAUUAAAUAUAAGUAAAGGACAAACAGGUGGUCAAGGUUAUAAUGGCAAUGGGAUGACUGAAGGUAGAGGAAACCAGGGUCAGAAUAGUCAAGGCGGAAGGGGUUAUAAUAAUAAUAACGGCAAUCAAUACAAUAAUGGUUAUCAAGGGCAAGGUUAUAAUUCCAACUAUGGCCAAAAUAACAACAACAACAACCGUGGCUCAAAAGCAAAUGAAGGUUGGAGAUACCAAGAAUUUUAUUUAAACGGUAACAAUAACAACGGGAAUUAUGGUUCGAAUUAUGCCUCUAAAGGUUAUGGGAAUGGAUACGGAUACAAUUUAUAUAAUUCCCAUCCUUACGAUACAUACGGUGCCUAUGGAUCUUCAAUCUAUCCUGGAUAUGGCAAUUCCGAAAUUAAAUUAGAAAACCUUAUAAAACCGCUGCCGCAAGAUAUAUUGAGUUCGUCAGGAAAUAUAGGAGAUUUGUAUUAUCAAAACAAUACUCUAAGUUUACUGGGAAAUGAAAAUUUAGGAUACAAUCUAUACCCCGAAAGUAGUUAUAAAUAUUACUAUCCAGAAAAAUAUAAUAAUUACAACAACUAUUAUGUUUAAGACCUACAUAAUUUAGCAGGAUUAUACCGACGAGUACAAGACCUUACCCUGACACUGACUGCACGAAAAAACUCUUAAUUAUAUUUUCGUGUCCGCUGACUCGGCUUUCUGUGAAGUCAGUUGGACAACGUUUAUCAAUAUUGUACCAAUGAGUACAUUGGAAUUAAAAAUAAAGCAAUUUUAACGAA
This is a messenger RNA of Colias croceus (clouded yellow), 4708 nucleotides long. RefSeq lists its product as uncharacterized. The record is from RefSeq and is a predicted model, not a curated record. The transcript is spliced from 2 exons. The coding region runs from base 114 to 4520 and encodes 1468 amino acids. Lineage: Eukaryota; Metazoa; Arthropoda; Insecta; Lepidoptera; Pieridae.